Molecule: messenger RNA, 814 nt
Organism: Magallana angulata
Lineage: Eukaryota; Metazoa; Mollusca; Bivalvia; Ostreida; Ostreidae
Exons: 5
Coding region: 389-814 (141 amino acids)
Source: RefSeq, a predicted model, not a curated record
AGUAAAGAUACCUGAACGUAAAUGUCUGAGUAAAGAUGCCUGAACGUGAAUAUUUUUCUAUCUAUCUUUUUCUUUCAUUCUCUAUCAUGUUUUAACCUAAGGGACACGGUUGCGUGAGAACAUUCCACCUUCUGGCAGUUUGAAGCAAUCUCGACCAAUUGUAAUAUUGUAGAAAAUGCUGCUAGCUACAAGGAAUGUUUUUUCUGUCUAUCUUUUCUUUCAUUCUUUAACAGGUGGUUAAUCCUGAGGAACUCUACUGCGUGAGAAAACACUGCCCCCUGUCAGUUUGAAGCAAUUUCGACCAAUCGCAAUAUCGUAAAAUACUGCUGACUACAAGGAAUGUAACUUCGACAAUUUCAUUUUCUGACCAGAUCGAUCGCCGCUCAACAUGAACACGAACUGUAGGUUGAUUAACGGACGUGCUGUGUGCCCGCCAGUGCAAUUUAUCACUCCCAGAAUGUGGGACCAAGAGUCCGAUGAAUCUCUAGACAUUAGUAUAACCGCAUUGGUUCUGGCCCUCCUCCUCCUGCUCGGGUGGAUAGCCAAGAGGAUGAUGAGACACUGCGCCCGAGUGAGGAGGAGGAGCAGAGGUUUAGAAACUGUUCCAAAGGAACGUUUUGAAAUGGAACCCCGGCAAGGGCUCAACCCCCAAAGACCAUCUGCACCACCCCCGCCACCCCAAGCUAGGUCGCUACCAGAGCCACCCCCGCGGGCGCCUCCAGCCCGGUCUCUGGCACACCCACCACCGCGGGCGCAUGCGGGGGGGGGGGGGAGAUAUAAUCUCCGCUCAGCAAAGAGACCUAGGACAGAGUAG